This is a messenger RNA of Aplosporella prunicola CBS 121167, 1767 nucleotides long. RefSeq lists its product as uncharacterized. The coding region runs from base 1 to 1767 and encodes 588 amino acids. The transcript has 3 exons. Lineage: Eukaryota; Fungi; Ascomycota; Dothideomycetes; Botryosphaeriales; Aplosporellaceae. Gene Ontology annotation, molecular function: ubiquitin ligase activator activity; anaphase-promoting complex binding; protein binding. Gene Ontology annotation, biological process: positive regulation of anaphase-promoting complex-dependent catabolic process; anaphase-promoting complex-dependent catabolic process; positive regulation of ubiquitin protein ligase activity. Gene Ontology annotation, cellular component: anaphase-promoting complex. The record is from RefSeq and is a predicted model, not a curated record.
AUGCGCGGUUCAGAGACCAAUCUGGGUCUCGCCAUAGCCGGCGCAGACCCAAGAAAUAACAACCUCCAAACGCCCGCCCUCAUUUCCCCUCCGGAAUCAAAGACCCCGCCGACUGCGACAAAGCGCAACCUCAGAUCCAACAAAGACAAUGCCAAGCAAUCCGAGGCCAUCGACCCAACCGCUUUGUCCAAGGCUUUGGAGAAGUUUGAGCACACCGGAAGGCAACGUGAGCCCACGCCGGGUUUGAGUCCGAGCAGGAAGAGACAGCGGGUGUAUGGCGACAGAUUCAUUCCCAACCGGUCUGGAGUAGACUUGACUGCCAGCUUUAGUCUUCUCCACGAUGAUGGAUCGCCAGCAACACCAUCCAAAACCAAAAGAACUCCCCACAACGAGCUCCAUUUCCAGAAAACCGAGGAGGCCAAUCGUACAUAUUCUUCUCUUCUCCGAUCGGAAAUGUUUGAUGACACUGUUCCUCAAGCCCUCUCUCCAACAAGGUCAAAAACACCGCCUGGUCGCACGUCGAUGCCUAUGCCAGCACUCACGCCAUCCACGCCUCACAAGAACCUCUUCACAUAUAUGUCUCCGCGUCAUACGAGUGUUUCCGGACAACCGACCCCGCACAGAACGCCUUCAUCCCGCCAUGGUCCCAAUCUCAACGCGCGCUCGGAAAUCUACAGUCUCUCCCCGGUCAAGUACAGCAGUCAGACCAUGUUGCUGAGUCCACGGAAAACUCCGAGAGCCGUCCCGAAAGUCCCGUACAAGGUCUUGGAUGCACCUGAGCUCGCAGACGAUUUCUAUCUCAACCUGGUGGAUUGGGGAAGCCAAAACAUCCUGGGCGUCGGUUUGGGUCAGUGCGUCUACAUGUGGAACUCGACUUCCGGCCGCGUGACGAAGCUUUGUGAGCUCCCAGACGACACGGUGACGAGCGUCAACUGGAUACAACGAGGCUCCCACGUUGCCAUCGGAACAAACAAAGGAUUCGUCCAAAUUUGGGAUGCUCAGACGCAGCGCCGCCUUCGCACCAUGACGGGACACACUGCGCGAGUGGGUGCGUUGGCUUGGAACGAACACAUCUUGACCUCGGGCUCUCGCGAUCGCCUAAUUUACCAUCGCGACGUCCGUCAGCCCGAUCAGUGGUUGCGGAAGCUCGUAGGGCACAAGCAAGAGGUUUGCGGUUUAAAGUGGAACUCUGACGACGGCCAGCUGGCAUCUGGUGGAAAUGACAACAAGCUCAUGGUCUGGGAAAAGCUCAAUGCCGAGCCGACAUUCAAAUGGGCCGAACAUAGUGCCGCUGUCAAAGCGAUCGCUUGGAGCCCGCAUCAACGCGGUCUGCUGGCAUCUGGAGGCGGAACGGCCGAUCGCACCAUCAAGUUUUGGAACACACUCAUCUCACCGCACGGCCCUUCAUCGGCUGCAGCUGCAGCUGCUUAUGCUGAGUCGUCAUCUUCAACCCCCGCCAACCUUCUCAGCAGUCUCGAUACCGGAUCGCAAGUUUGCAACCUCGCCUGGAGUCGUAACAGCAAUGAACUGGUUUCCACGCACGGCUACUCACAAAAUCAGAUCAUUGUGUGGAAGUAUCCAUCCAUGCAACAGGUUGUCAGUCUGACUGGCCACACCUAUCGUGUCUUGUAUCUCGCCAUGAGUCCUGACGGUCAGGUCAUUGUCACGGGUGCCGGAGACGAAACCCUGAGGUUCUGGAACGCCUUCAAGAAGAAGGAGCGUGCCGGCGGUCUUGGGACCGUUGAGGAUUGGGGUGUCAUUCGCUGA